AUGAACGAAAAACUGGAUCUUCUGCAAAUAAUGCAGGAACGAGGGCAUGCACGAGAGUUAGGUCACUUGGAAAACUACUUUGCCCUUUGCCAGCGACAGGAUUUGUACACAAAUUUCAGCAUGUAUUGUGAGCUGACUGAUGCAUGUACUCGCGAGGAACUGGCAUCGGCAAUAAGAGCAGUUUGCCUAGAAAAUCCGAUUUUAUUACACACGGUUAUCCCAAGAAAUGAGAACAAUCACACUCUGGAGUAUUACGCGAGCGAAGAGCAUAUUUCAAAGCCAAUUGUCAAUCACGAAUAUAUGCAACUUUUGGAAAAAGUCGAGUUGUCGGACAUAAUAAUGAACGAGCAGCCUGAGUACGCUUCGGUUGUAGAAGAGAUCCUCGAAAUAUUCGCUGCCGGCCACAACAAGUAUACCAGCGAUAUUUUUGAUAUCGUCUCCACUAUCCGUGUACCUUAUGGGGACUGUGGACGACCAAACUGGAGAAUUUUGGUCUUAUCCGACGGUUCUAAAAAGUCAUUUUCCAAGUUUCUAUUCAUCUCCAACCAUUGUUCAAGCGAUGCGAACUCUGCGGCCAACUUUUUUAAAGACAUUUCCUCGUGGCUCAACAAACCAGGACCCCAUCCAGCUUCUGCAAAUCUCAUUUUUGACUAUGCUGCUGACCACGAAAGAAUAGGUAAACUGCCGAUACCUAUUGAUGAACGUGUAGACUACAAGCCACCUUUGAGCUACCUUGCUCGACUGAUGGGAGUAAACUUUGUUCGCAAAUACCUGGGGUACCGUUCCAAUGGUUGCGUCGUUUCGCGCAUAACUAAGCCCGAUGAAGGUAAUCGUGUACAUUCAUAUUUCCUCAAUUUCACGCCAGACCAGGUAGAGCAAAUCAGAGAUAAAAUCAAGAUGCGGGAUCCUGAUUGCACCAUGAGUCCUUUCUUACAAACAUGCUGGCUUGUGUCGAUGUACAAGUUUGGCAAAGUAUUUUCAGGGUCUAUCUGGGAAUGGUUUAUCGACAUGGUAGUGCCUAUGCACACCUCACAAUUACUGCCUGAGGAUUCUGAAAUCAGGAACAUGUACCGUUACGGGAGCAAUAUUGGUGGGUCUCGCUACAACUAUCUAAUUUCCUCUCUUAACAUUGGCGACGACAAAGAAGCAUUUUGGUCAUUGGUCAAAUACUACAAUGGCGUGUUCCGCCGUGGCAAAUGUAAUAAUGACUACCUUUAUCCAUUGGGAGCUCUGAUGCUCGAUGUCGUGCGACAAAAAUCCAACGUGGACAAACUUGUUGUUGACGAUCUGGUUGGUCUUCCUCGUGAGGGUGUUGUCCUUAGCAACAUAGGUAUUGUGAAACAGGGCCCUGAGAUCGAGAAGUUUAAAGUCCAUGACCUGGUAUUUUCGCAGACGUUGGGAAGUUUGAGACACAGUUUUACUCUGAGCGCGUGUACCACCACUGGAAGCGGCAUGAACCUGGUAAUGUGCGGUGCACAUGGGACCGUAAAGACGAAAGAAGAUUGGGUUAGCCUUUGCGAGUUGUUCAAGCACGAGGUUUUGGCGUAUUAG
Messenger RNA from Lachancea meyersii CBS 8951, 1551 nucleotides. Lineage: Eukaryota; Fungi; Ascomycota; Saccharomycetes; Saccharomycetales; Saccharomycetaceae. The record is from the annotation of a GenBank genome assembly.